CCAAAGGAUGGGGCCAAUCCGGUCUGGGGGGCCCAGUCCUGGGCCAUGUAAAGGAGAGCACCCGAGGCACUAGGGUCCCCCGGCCCCAUCAGUGACUGAACCCCGCUCGGGCCCCUGAGGGUCACGUCCUGAUUGGCCUUGUCUGGCCACCAGUGAGGCGCGGGGACGGGGAGCCCUGCGAGAACCUGUGCCAGGUCAGCGAGGUGACUGAUCACACAACCAUUGACAGUGGACACCGAGCACCGACAGGUCCAGCCGUGGCCACUGGCAGAAGACAGGCACCAUGCUUACCCUUGAGUCUGGCCCACCCAGGGCAUCUCAGGCAGGAUCUGAGCAGCCCCAGGCCCUGGGCAGAACCCAGAAGGCGUGCUCAUCGUCCAUCCGCAGCCAGGCGUAUGACUUCCUCCUCCCAGACAUCACCAGUGACCAUCUGCCUCCUUCCAAAGCCACAGGCUGAUGACCUCACCCCUCCUCAGAGCCAAGGCCCCACCAGCAGGGCCUAUUGGAAGCCGAGUUGUUCCCACGGUCCGAGCCUGUCCCAGUGGCUGGCCCUACACACCUGGGUUCUGGGACCAGAGGCCCCUGCCCGGCGUCCCUCGGUCACAAACACCUGUGGUCAGCACUGACAGCGUGAGCCGGGCAGGCAUCCCUCGCCGCCUGUCGGAAGGAGAGAAGGCAGAGAGGAACCAGGAACCGCUCAUCCCCAGGGCUCUGGGCAAGAAAAUCUCACCCAGGGGCAGGACCCCCAUCCCUGUCCUCAUGGCUUCCCCUUCCGGGUCCAGAGUGGGUGUGUCUGCCCCUGCCAGCCGGGCCCUGCCCUGCCCUGCCUCAAUCCACGCCCAGCCAGCCUGUUAUAAACAGGAGGCUGCCUGGCCAUGUCGUCCACAUCCCACUUUGUCUUGUCACCUGCUGGAGCUGCCAUCACUGAGGCAGCUGCCUCACCACGGGAGAAUGGAGGCACCUGCAGAAGGAGGCUCCAGCUUCCAGGUGGGAGCCACGGCCCAUGCAGCCGGUGGUUGCCCGACGUUCCGUGAGGCCCAGCGGCCCCCGCCACCACUGCUGGAGGGCAGGCCCAGAGAGAGGCUGGUGGAGCUGCACACCUCCUUCAGGGAGCUGUUCACCUUCUUCUGCGCCAACGCCACCACCCACGGGGCCAUCCGCCUCGUCUGCUCCAGCCAGAACGGCCUCAAGACUGCGUCCUGGGGGCUGCUGCUGGUGGGCGCCCUGGGGGUGUUCUGCUGGCAGUUCGGGCUCCUCUUAGCACAAUACUGACGUCACCCGGUCAUCAUGACCGUGUCCGUGCACUCGGAGCUGAGGCUCUUCCCAGCCGUCACUCUGUGCGACAUGAACCCACACAGGCCAUGCUCAGCCCGCUACCACCUGCAGGUACUCGAUGAGUUUGCCCAGGAGAAUAUCCACUCUCUCUACAAAUUCAACUUCAGCGAGAACAGGCACGUCCUCUUUGCUGACGCCCGGCUCCCACAGCCUGCCUUCUACCUGGACCGCGGGAUCCGCCUACAGAGGCUGAGCCAACCAGGCGGCCAGAACAAAGUGGGUUUCCGCCUGUGUAACAGCACCGGGGGAGACUGCUUCUACCGGGCCUUCUCGUCAGCCGUGACAGCCAUCUGGCAGUGGUACCGCUUGCACUACCUGAACAUCUUGGCCCUGACGCCCCCCGCCCGCGAGGACGGAGGCCGCUUUGUCUUCUCCUGCCGAUUCGACGGCCAGGACUGCCAGGCCCGGCACUUCCGAAUGUUCCACCACCCCACCUACGGUAGCUGCUACAGCUUCAGUGGCGUCUCAGCUGCACGGCACCCGGGCAUCACCCAUGGGAUCAGCCUGGUCCUCAGGGCUGGGCGGCAGGACCACCUCCCUCUGCUGUCCACGGAGGCUGGCAUCAAGGUCAUGAUUCGUGGGCAUGACCACCCGCCCUUCCUGGAGCACCAGGGCUUCAGCGUCCGGCCGGGCACCGAGACCACAGUCGGCAUCCGAGAGGACGAGGUGCACCGGCUGGGGGGCCCCUAUGGCCGCUGCACCAAGGGUGUGGAGGGCGUGGACGUGCAGCUGCUCUACAAGGCCUCGUAUGCCCUGCAGGCCUGCCUCGUGUCCUGCUUUCAGCAGCUAAUGGUGGAGACCUGCUCCCGCGGCUACUACUUCUACCCCCUGCCGUCAGGGGCCGAGUACUGCAGCUACGCCAGGCACCCGGCCUGGGGUGAGACCCCCCGGCCACUGGGGUGGAGUGCGGCCAGGCACUGUCGACCUGCAACCUCUCCUCCACCCCACAUCGGCCUAGUGGGUUCAUCUGUGACACACAACCCCCCCCCGGUCACUGCUUCUACCGCCUCUACAAGGACCUGGGCACCCCCCGGCUUCCCUGUACCUCACGCUGCCCCAGGCCCUGCAGGGAGUCUCUACAAGCUCUCUGCCAGGACCUCCAGAUGGCCUUCCUCCAAGUCAGCCGACUGGAUCCUGGCCGUGCUGGGCAAGCGACGCCACAGGAGCCUGAGCCAGAGCCCAGGCCUCAGGAGCAACGUGGCCAAGGUGAACAUCUUCUACCAGGAGCUCAACUACCGUACGGUGGACGAGACGCCCGUUUACUCGGUGCCCCAGCUGCUUUCAGCCACGGGCAGCCUCUGGAGCCUGUGGUUCGGCUCAUCGGUCCUCUCUGUCCUGGAGCUGCUGGAGCUGCUGCUCGACGCCAUAGCCCUCACGCUCCUACGGGGCUGCCGCUGGCUCCGCAGAGCUCGGGGGUCCCAGCCAGGGGCAGCCACGGUGCCAUCCCACGCCACGCCAGAAGCCAACCAGUUGCCCACUGACCACAGGGAUGACAUUAAGCAUCUGGGGGGCCCUGCUGGCCUCAUCUCCCACGACGCUCCCCGGAGCUCUGGCAGGAGUCUUUGCUGAAGAGUUAGGCCAAGUGAGGGGCCCAGCCUCCCCACACCUGAGCCAGCCGGACUUGUUCUGAUCCUGAGGGACAUGGCAGCGGUGGGCUCUCCUGGCUGCCCAGGGUGAACCGGACCAGCCCCACAGAGCCACCCCAGCUAGCCAAGCCAAGCCCAGGGCCCAGGAAGCAGCACUGGGGUCUGCAGGCAGGCACCAGGGUGCCCGGCCACCUGCCCAGUGGCGGCCUCACUCAGGCACCAGGGCAGGGGGAGGGGAGCGAGUGUCCCUACCACUCUGGAUUCCCGAGUCUAGUCUGCUGCGUAGCUGUGUGUGCGCGUGCGAGGCGGGGGGGGGGGCCUCCACAUGGGAGUGUGUCUGUUUGGUCGGUGUCGUGUAAACGCAUGUACGUUUCUAAGUGUGUCAACAUACCUGUGUAUACCCAUGUGCAGGUGUGUGCAGGCAUCUGGUGGAGCCUUCCUCAGCUCGGGGCAGCUGGGAAGAAGGGUCGGGCCAGGCCAAGGCACUUGGUGACCUUGGGCUGCUUUGUAAUAAAACUAGCGAUUCCA
This is a messenger RNA of Leptonychotes weddellii (Weddell seal), 3449 nucleotides long. Lineage: Eukaryota; Metazoa; Chordata; Mammalia; Carnivora; Phocidae. The record is from RefSeq and is a predicted model, not a curated record.